AUGCCAAUUUUCCUCGUCAUUGAAGAAGGAUGGACCAUAACAAAAAACAAGUCAAAAAUUGACAGUCGUGGUAACCAUGGCUACAGUAACCAAUUCCCUGAUAUGCACCCCUUUUUUCUUGCCCAGGGACCUGUAUUCAAAGAAGGCUUUGUUUCAGACCCAUUUGAAAAUGUGAAUGUAUACUCUCUUAUGUGUCAUAUACUGGGCAUUAAACCUGCACCAGACAAUGGCUCAUUACAAGCAGUGCAGCAUCUGCUAAAGGAACACAAACGGGAUUAUACAGUGUUGACAGUAGUCAGUGUAAUUUCUGUUUUAGUUCUUGUGUUAAUGAGUUAUGGUAUUGUCUCAUUUUGUGUCAAAAAUCAUUGUAGAAUGAGGCAGUAUGGCCUUAUAUAUGACUUAGGAACAUCAGAAUUGUUUGAUUUGUAG
Molecule: messenger RNA, 429 nt
Organism: Porites lobata
Lineage: Eukaryota; Metazoa; Cnidaria; Anthozoa; Scleractinia; Poritidae
Source: the annotation of a GenBank genome assembly